Messenger RNA from Opisthocomus hoazin, 516 nucleotides. The record is from RefSeq and is a predicted model, not a curated record. NCBI's taxonomy places the organism in Eukaryota, Metazoa, Chordata, Aves, Opisthocomiformes, Opisthocomidae.
AUGGAGCAACAGCUACAGGCAUAUGUGGCCUGGGUGAAUUCCCAGUUGAAGAAGCAGCCAACAAUAAAGCCGGUCCGAGACCUGAGACAGGAUCUUCGAGAUGGAGUCAUUCUUGCUUUGCUCAUUGAGAUUGUAGCUGGUGAGAAGUUGAAUGGCAUUCACGUCAACCCCAGUAGCCACCAGGAGAUGAGGGAAAAUGUGGAGAAAGUCUUACAGUUUGUGGCAUCAAAAAAGAUCCGCAUGCAUCAGACAUCAGCAAAAGAUAUUGUUGAUGGGAACUUGAAAUCUAUCAUGAGGUUGAUCCUGGCCUUAGCUGCUCAUUUCAAACCAGGCUCCGGGAGAGCAGUGAAUCAUAGUCCUACUGCCAUGGUGGGGAAGAGCUUGUCAGCAUCAUCUGCUAGUCACAGGCAUCGCUCAGUUGCUGCAGUAGCCCAAGGGGCAGUGGCUGCUCUGGCAGAUGUUCGUCAAGAAGUCUUGCAGUCCGGCCGGGAUGUUUUCCGGCACAGACAGAGGUAA